Engraulis encrasicolus (European anchovy) is the source of this 4822-nucleotide messenger RNA. RefSeq names its product LIM domain 7b (gene lmo7b). Gene Ontology annotation, molecular function: protein binding. The transcript has 30 exons. NCBI's taxonomy places the organism in Eukaryota, Metazoa, Chordata, Actinopteri, Clupeiformes, Engraulidae. Gene Ontology annotation, biological process: regulation of cell adhesion; regulation of signaling. The coding region runs from base 170 to 4147 and encodes 1325 amino acids. The record is from RefSeq and is a predicted model, not a curated record.
GCUGCACAUUACCUUGACGCUCUCUCUAUGGUUACAUCUCUGUCUUGCCGAAAAGCAGACCCCCUGCGCUGCGUAUUGAAACAAAGUUACAAGUUCAACAUAUUCCCCAGUUUGGCUAGAACUUCAGGAGUAACUUUUUCAGGUGUUUGUACCGCGUAAUCACCUGGACAUGGAGUGGCGUGGACAGAAGACCGUCAGCUCUGACCUUGCCUUCUCAGAAGCCCAGAGAUGGGUUGAGGAGGUGACUCAGAAGUCUUUUGGCAGCAGCAACUUCAGGUUGGCUUUGGAGAAUGGAGUCCUUCUAUGCGAUCUGGUCAACAAGCUGAGGCCGGGGAUCAUUAAUAGGGUCAACCGACUCUCCACUCCCAUCGCUGGCCUGGACAAUGUGAACGUGUUCCUGAAGGCGUGCAGGAAGUUGGGACUAAACGAGGCUCAGCUGUUUCACCCAGGCGACCUGCAGGACGUCUCCACACGCGUCACCGUCAGGCGUGAAGAGACCAACAGACGAAUUAAAAACGUGCUCAUCACGCUCUACUGGUUGGGGAGGAAGGCCCAGGCUGACCCCUUCUACUCUGGACCCCUACUCAACCUGAAGGCCUUCGAAGGGCUACUGGGCACUACCCUUACCAAGGCGUUAGAGGAGUGGAGUCCUCGCUGGAGUGUGCGUGACAGUGGCUACAGUGAGAGCUGGUUCCCCGAUCGCGAGGAGCUGCUGGGUCUUCAGGCGACGGCCAGCUGCAAGAGCGAAGACUCCAUCGAGAGCCUGGACUCAACUGAGUCCCGUACACUUAGCGCCACAUCAGAUACCACGCUCAGGGCCGGCAGCGAAGGUUGUGGUAGCGACGCAGAGGCAGAGCAGGGUUUCAGGAUGGCGGACUCUCGUGAUGGGAGGGGGAGGGGAUACAUGCCCACGCCGCUACGGAGGAAACGCGAGCAGCACGAAGACACCAGGACCAGCCCUCUCAUCAGACUACCUUUGAGGACCUACAUAACAGUCGGGAGCAAGUCCCUGAGUGACAUCCCCUUGGGCCCGUUGUCCUCGGCACCCCCCCACCCCCCGCUCUUCCGUUCCUCGUUGACCUUUGACAUCAGUCUGGAGGCGGCGGCCGCCGGCCAGAUGAGACAGGAGCACAUGAGGCGCGUACACGGCACCGUCCGGGAGACUGACGACAAAUGGCAGGAGGACCUGAAUGCCUGGAAGAACAAGCGGCGCAGCACCAAAUCCAGCCUGCACAGGAAGACAGAAGAUGAGGACACCAACCCCAACAAGAGUGAGCGAGAGGCCCAUGGCAACUAUGUCACAGCCGCCACCUGCUACCCCGCGCAGGUAGCUCACACACCUCUCCUGCAGCAGCAGCCACAGGCACACGUACAGCCGCAGCACCAGGAGGCUUUCGUCUACACACCCCGCUUACGCGCCUCCCUGGCCCGCACUGACGCCCAGGACCUCCCCAGAGCCGGAUCCCCCUCCAGAGGACGCCCACCCUCCUCCGAGCCCGCGGCCCACGGAGAGAGCCCCUCGCUGGGCAGCCUCCCCUCGGAUCUGGCCUCUUCCCUCAACCCCAGCUCUGGGUCCCAGUUGGGAACUACAAUCGCCACCACCACCACCAUGCCAGGGCUUAUGGGAAGCAGUGGCAGCCCUGGUGGAACUGGGAUGACGUCGGGUGUGGGUACAGUUGGGGGUGCAGGUCUCCCGCUUGUACCCACAAAUCCCUCCACCCCACCCCCUGUCUCCACCACCACCACCUCCGGCGCCCCCAAGGUCCACUGGAACAGCCCCGUGUCAUCCAGCCUGACCGGAAGCCCCCUGGCAGGAAGCCGUCCAGCCAGCGCUGUCCUCUAUACAGCCACCGAGGCCCCAGACUCCCAGCACGACGACCUCCAGCACCUCCAGGGAGCAAGCUCAGGGUACAGACCGGUGACCCCAGCUGGGAAAUCCUACGACGGGGGCUCCAGGGUCUCCGCCUCCCUCCCCAGGGGGUUCCGCAGGUCUGAGGGCACCUCGUGCCUCUCGGCUGGGGUGACCCCACGGCCGUUUGGGAAGACCUCCAGGCUCUCCAUGCCUAAACUGUACUCUAAGGACGACUCUCAUAAGAGCCUGAGUGGCAUCCAGAAGACAGAGCGGCCUGCGUUCUCUAGCGUGGCUGCCCCCUACACAAAGGUCACGACCCCUGCGGAGGCUGAGCAUCCUGUUGCUCCGGCAACCCAGAGCAGCCCCAAGCAGCAGGAGAGCAGGGAAGAGGAGACGGGGCUGACGGUUGGACGGAUCUCCGCCCCAGUUAACCAAUCAUCUCCCAAGUUCACGGCGUCGCUUCCUGAUUACACGUCUGGGCCUCCUGUCGUGGAGAGUGAGGUACUGCACAGUGACAUGCGAGUCAGUCUGAACCAGAGACCCAACAGCGGUACAGACUUCGGCUUCCAGACCAACUGGGACUCCACAGGCGUCCGCAUCACGUCCAUCCAGCCAGGCAGCCCGGCGGAGCAGUGCCACCUGCGCGUGGGCGAUGAGCUCCUGUCGGUGAACGGGCAGCGCGUGGCACAGCUGAACUACACCCAGUGGAAGGGCACCAUGGCCGACGCCCUCGCCAAGGGCACGCUACUGAUGGACGUCAGGCGACACGGACACUCGGACUGGGACCUGAGCGGCCAUCCUUCCCUGCAGUAUAAAAGCCAUAAGACCCUCAAUCUCACCACUGCGGAUUCGACACUUGUAGGUCGGCCCGAGCGCUACAUCAACGUCAGCCAGGAGCCCAGUGUUGCAGCCGCAGCACCCUCUAGUGCCAGUCACAUGACCAACGGCCUGACCAACAAUGGUGUGGAACCUGCCGCAAUGAAUGGUGGUUACCAUGACAAUACUGAACCUAUGAGGAAUAAAGGAGGGUCCGAGUCAGCCAUAUCUGACUUGCAGGUGCCGUCCAUCAGUGCGUCAUCGUCACGCUGGUCCUGGGACCCAGAGGAGGACCGCAAGAAGCACGAGAGCUGGCAGGCAGAACAGGAGCGCCUUCUUCAGGAGAAGUAUGAGCGUGAUCAGCAGAGGCUGGAGGACGAGUGGCGGAGAGCCCAACAGGAAACGGGUGGUGAUGCCAGUAACCAUGACGGCGGACUCAGGGGACCAGAGGAGCACAGGGACUUUGAGAGGGCCAAUGGCACCGCGCCCUUGCCUUAUUCCAGCCAUUCCGCUGCCUCCAGGUUUGCAGCCCCCAAUCAGCACAUCGAGGGGGAGAUCCUUGUGAAGGCCAGGGAGGGGCCAUUGCUCAACGCUGCAGCACCUCUGCCCCAGGGGGCGGGGCAUGAUGAGUAUGAAGGCUCAAACACCAAUCAGUGGCCUGAUGAGUCGUACGGCUUUGCAGCGCUCGCUCCCGCCGACAGGACGAAAUCAAAGUCUACCCCAACACUGGACUUCUUCAACAAGGAGGAAGAAGAUUCCCCGCGUGAGUUCAAUGUGGAGAAGAAGCUGGGGCAGCAGAUGUCUCAGGUGGAGUUUGAGCGGCAGCAGAUCCUGGACGAGAUGCGCAAGCGCACGCAUCUGCACAGAGACAGCAGCUGGAUCCGCCAGCGCAGCUCCAGCAGCAGCUACCAGAAGGAGCCCAUCCUCACUGGACCCUCUGUCCGGAGAUUCGAGUCCAUGGAUGACCUCCACAGCGGCAGCGGUUCCUGGACCAGGCCAUCCUCGGCCGCCUCCAACCACAUGAGACCCCACUCGGCCCUGGGCAGCUUCGGGGGAUACCGGGGCCCCACGGGCCGCUACAGCAUGGGGGCUAUGGGCAUGGGUACGGCUGGAAGCUCCUCCACCCUGCCCACCUCCCUCUCGGCCAGCUCCGUGAGACAAGGGCCAUGGACCCGGCCGGCCUCCACCUCCCCCACCCCCACACCACUCCGGGAGGAGCAGGGCGGCUUGCCACAGCGCAUGAGCAAGCCGCUGAGUGGCAGGAGGAUGUGUACGCGCUGUGAGCGCCCCCUAGCGAAGGGGGCUGCCAUGGUCAUCGAGUCCCUGGGCCUCUGCUACCACCUGGUGUGCUUCAAGUGUGUCAGCUGCAGAAGUGAGCUCCGGCGCCCAGGACCUGGUUCCCAGGUGCGAGUCCGAAACAAACAGCUAUACUGUGACUCCUGCUACGGACGACUCAGAGCCCGCCCUGCCCCCAAGUGACCAGAAUAAACCCGAACCAGGAAAUGACCUUCUCUACUGAUCUGUGAUGUUCUGAUUGAUGAUGUGGACCAAGAUCAGAGUUCUGAACAUGAUCAUCAUACCCCUGCCUCUUUAGUAAGACGUCCCCUUAAAACAGACACGCACACACGUACACACACACAUGCUUGUUAAUUUUGGCAGUGGGUAGAUGUGUUCAGUGAAAUGUUCUUUGCUCACAUAGCCAGUAAGUCUUUUUGUCUAUGGCUUUUUGUAUUGUUGAGAAGAACUUUGUUUAUGACCUGAUGAGAAUGUGUCUGCCUAUACUGUAUGUCCAGUUUGUCUGUCCAAUGGAUACAUGUGUCUGUCUGACUUUGACUGGGGAUGAAUUGAAUUGCCUUGUGUUUUACAUGUACAUGUAUGUGAAUGUAUGAAGUUUGGGUAUUCCAUUGACAUAGCUUCUUUCCUCUGAAAUGCUUAAUAUAUAUCACAUAUUUAAGUAUAUUUAAAUGCACUUGAUAGUAGGUUUGAUGCACUUUUUUAAUCUAUCACAUGAUCUAAUUCUUGAACUUAGGGAAGUGAAAAGUCUUGUAUCAUUUGGGCAUUGGAACGGGGAAAGAUUAGUGUAUUUUCAGACUUUAACAUUUGAGAAUUAUUUGUAAAUAAAAUGAUUAAAUAAUAAAAUAAGUUUUACUGAGA